AUUUUAAAAUUUUCGAACAAAAAUUAGAAAAUUUUACAUUUUUAACCGAAACAUUCGUGGGCUUGUGCACCCCCACUUUACACUAAUCUCCGCCAGUGGUAAGUCUAGAAUAGAAGUCGUCGUCAAUCGCAAUGGGAUAUUUCCUCAGCUUCUUCACCCUGUUUUUCUCUUACAUUUACCUUUUCCUUUCGAAAUUACUCAUCUUUCACAAACCUACAACCCUCUUGUGUUGUUGGUCUUUUAAUAAAUGGCGCAAAGUCAACCCCUGAAACGGAUUCCACUUGAAGAUGAAGAUCGAAUCAGCAGAUUACCCGAUUGCUUGCUUGUCGAAAUCCUUUCUCGUAUACCCUCCACAAAAGACGCCAUUAGAACUGGUACACUCUCCAAACGAUGGAAACAUCUCUGGACUUGGGUUUCUCGUCUCGUUUUCCUACAUCCUUAUGAAACUCACUGUCGCACAAACCCCGAUUUCUUUUCUUUCGUUGACCAAACUCUAACCCAACGUCGCCCGUUAAAGCUUCAGAAAUUCAAAGUCCAUAGCCGCUACAAUCAUCACCUUGAAUCUCAUAUCCACAACUGGAUUCGUUAUGCUGUAAGUUGUAACGUUGAAGAUCUCCAUUUGACUCUAUGGGGUCUGGAGCGUAGAACAGAGUUUCCGCUAGAUCAGUUUGUUUUCGUCAGUUCAUGUUUUACACAUCUCACAUUGGCCGGUUGUACGUUUAAUCCCACUGGGGCGAUUAGUUGGGAAAACCUUAGGAGUUUGCGUAUUUGGUGUGGGAAUUUAGAUGAAGAUUUGAUUCAAAACGUGUUAUCCGGGAGUCCUGUAUUGAAGACGUUGGUGUUGGACAACUGUUAUGGUUAUAGGCGGUUAAAUAUCACGUCGAAGAGUGUUAAGAAUUUGGUGUUCUCUGGAUAUAUGCAUCGUCGUAUUUCUGAUGUAUCGGAUGUUAUCGAAAUCAAUGCUCCGAAUAUUUUGUCACUGAAAAUUGAGGAUGAUUUGAUGUUGUGGAAGCUUUUGUUGCUAGAUGUGUCUUCUUUAGUUGAAGCUCGCUUAGAUUAUACCAAGCGUUUUAGGCAUUCUGGGACAACCGCUGAAGAAGCAAAAGAAGCUGAAGAAGAAGAGAUGCUUACAGGAUUUAUACUCAACCUUCUCCAUGUCAAGCACCUCAAAAUCGGGAUUUCUUGUUUUAAGGUCCUUACUCGUUUGAAAGCUAAAGGUUUCCUUCCUCCAUCGAACUUAAAGAUCCUCAAUCGUGCUUCUUCAUCUUUAUAUGACAAUGGUCCCAAAGGUUAUAUAUUAUACUGACUAGAAAGCUACACUUGUGAUCCGACAAAGUUUAAGAUUUGAACAUGAAACAAGAAGACUGAAACACGUGACCUGAUCUUGAAGACGAGGCCAUAAUUCAAAAAAGUACUUUGUGGUUCUUCCGGUUACAAAAGCAAGUUGAUGCUAUUACCAGUAGUAGCCUGGGAGGAUGAUGCUUGAGUGAUUAUAUUCUGGAAAAUUAAUAUGUUUCCCUUCUUUAAUUUUUAUUUUUUUACAGUGUUUUGUUGAGCCUAACUACAACUACAAUUGCAUUCAGUGAUGAAGAAAAUUGGAUGAUAUUCCUCGGUUAUGUAAUAAGUUCUGACAUUCUGCUUUUUGUA
Molecule: messenger RNA, 1647 nt
Organism: Helianthus annuus (common sunflower)
Lineage: Eukaryota; Viridiplantae; Streptophyta; Magnoliopsida; Asterales; Asteraceae
Product: F-box/LRR-repeat protein 25-like
Exons: 3
Coding region: 248-1306 (352 amino acids)
Molecular function (GO): protein binding
Source: RefSeq, a predicted model, not a curated record